GGGGUCAGGAACAAACACUGAAAGACUUUUCCCUGGCAUCCUAAGAUAGGCGUACCUGAACAUAAUAAGAAGCAUUACAGCAUAGUGCAGUUUCAUUUCUCAUAAGCUACAAGUGAAGAGGAAGAACAGAAGAAAAUAAAGUUCUCUGUGUUCCAACAGUUUUUUAUAAAAGAAAACUAAGUAUAGGCUACUUAUUCAGCAAGACAGUGUGACAACUGGACUAACUUUUGGUAAUGACAAUGUAUCUGUUUGUCCUAAUUUCUGUUUUAAUCCUUCAAUUUUCCGAAUCCAAGGAAUUGGUUGGACCAAAGCAAGUGACAGGAUUUGUGAGUGGAUCCAUCACAAUAAAAUGUUUCUACUCGACUCUCACAAAAGCAAAUAAAUAUGACAGAAAGUUCCUUUGCCGUGAAACUGGAAGACGUAACUUAUGUGACACCAUUAUAUCUACCAACUCUUAUGUUAUGGAGAAAUUUGAGAAUCGUAUCUCUCUUGUGGAUAAUUCAGAGGAAGGCGUCAUGGUUAUCAAGCUGUCAGGCCUACAGCUGAGUGAUCAAGGCACCUACAGAUGUGGCAUUGGAAAAUCAGCAAGUGGCUUGACUGCAGUGGUCAAUGUGUUUGUUACAGAAGACUCAACAAUACGAAAUGAGGCAGAACUUAUGUAUGGGCAGCUGAGGAGCAGUGUAACCUUUCUGUGCAAAGUUGACAAACAAUAUUCUUCAUCUCCAAAGUAUUUCUGUAAGAUCAAUAAAGGCGAAUGUAGAACUAUUAUUAACAGCACUGGCUACAUAUCAAAUGAAUACCAUGGAAGAAUAGUUCUAAGUAAUGGAGAAGAUCCUGGGAGCUUUACUGUCAAACUCAUCCAGCUGAGAAAAGAAGAUGCUGGGCUCUAUUUGUGUGGAGUUGGAAACAAUGCAGAAGGGGGAGAUUCAAAUGCUUUUGAGCUGCACAUUAAUGAAGACACAGAUAUUCCUCAGGGAAGCAGGGUUUUGACGGGUAACAUUGGAGGGUCAAUAUCUGCUCUGUGCCCUUUCAAUCCUAAAAAGAACUACACUGUCAAAGUUUGGUGUAAGUGGGAUAAACAAGGCUGCCAUCCAAUUAUAAGGAGCAAUGGUUUUGUUCAAGAAAACUACGAAGGAAGAAUACUUAUUCAUGAUAACCCAGAAAAUGGAACUAUGCAAGUUCUAAUGAAUCAACUGUCCAUGGAAGAUAAGGGAUGGUAUUGGUGUAUGAUGACAGAUGGCACAACUGAUCAAAUAUCAUUUGUUCAGGUUAAUAUAGAAGGAGGAAACCAUGAUCAACUGGCUGGGCAGAAGGAAGUAGUGGCAUCUACUGGCAAACAAGUUAUAAUUCCUUGCACAUACCCAUGCCGGUAUACUUCUUACCAAAAGUACUGGUGCAAGUGGGGCAAUUAUGGUUGCAACCCCAUGAUAUCUCAGGACAAUGAUGAGGAUGGAUUGAGCAUUAAUUGUGAGAAUCGAGAGGUUGUGCUUACUAUCAAUACUGUAAAAAAGACUGAUGAAGGCUGGUAUUGGUGUGGAGUUACAAAAUUUGGAAGAUAUGGUGAGACCCUAGCAGUCCAUCUGAAAGUUGAAAGUGAGAUAGAAAAAGGCACUCCUCAUGACCUAUCUCGUAAUCGUAAUAUAGAUCCGGGAAUGGAUGACAAUAACCCAAGUUCAGAAGAAGGCAAAUCUAGUAACGUUCUUGCCAUCAGCUUGUCAGUAUGUGCUGUGGUCCUGUUGAUCUCUGCGGUUUUCAUUGUUAUCAGACUAAAGAAUAAGAGGAAUUCAGAACUUGUUUCUGUUGGAAGUUAUAGGAGCAAUAUAAGCAUGACUGAUCUGAAUAAUACUUCGCAUAUUGGCAAGGACAAUGUAGGGAUAAAUGAAGCCCAUGAGACAGAUAUGGGGUCCUCAAAUUAUGGAUCAAACACCAACAAAAAGGGAUCCGGAGAUGAUCUUGAUUAUUCAUCUUUCCUGAUCUACCAUGAAGCUAGUGUAAAUAAUGCUGACAUACAGUAAGACUGAGCUUAUUUCCUCAAAUAGCUCACACAGCAAUUAAUCCUAACUUCAACCAACCUUUUCUUGAAUUGAAAUCAAAUUUUUGUAAACAUGACAUGUAAUGGCUUUAAUUGUUUAACCAAUACUUGGAGUGUGAACAUUUUCAUUUGUUGGUGCAUUAUAAAGAAAUUAUAACAAUCAUUCAUAAAUUAAGCAACGAUGGGCACUUUUUAUUUGUAGACUAAAUAUAUAUUGUACAAUAAAAACAUUCCCUAGAUUUUGCAAUAUAUAGUUAUAUUCCGGCAAAGACAAUUUUUUAUUCUGUAGUUUUAAUUAUAUAAAAAAGAAGACGGAGAAAUUACAUUUACAUCAGUAAAAACAUGCAACAGAUGUAGCAGGUGAGUCUAUCCAGGUGCCCCAUAUUUUAUGAAACUUCUUUGGGACUACUCUUAUAACAAUCAUCAGUUUUUAGAGCUCUAGUUGCUCACUAUGGCAUUUCAUCUAGUAACAGUCUGAAGCAUAGGACCCAUCCAUGUUAUUGCUACCAUAAAACAGCAGAGCAUGAGAGUGUGUAUUAGGUAGCUAGUCAUCCAUUAUAAUCAGUAAAGAGAGGACAUUGGGUAAUUAAUGAGUGAGACAUCUGAGUAUCUCUUGCUAAUACCUCUGUAUAAAAGUUCAAUUAUUAGCCAUCCAUUUCAGACAUUGCAGAGAGGUUCUUAUGUUCUUGUUAUUGGAUUCUUUGUUUUUAAGUGACCUUCGUGGAGUGGAUCCUUUAGUUUCCUAAUUAGUUUUGCACCCAACAGCUUUCAAUUUAGAGAGUUUGGAUUUUAACCAAAUGGGUGCUGCAGGAAACAGUAGGGUCAUUCCAGGUCUACAAUCUUUUGAAAAAGUUCCUAUGUUUUGGGGUAGUUUACCUAACUGGCACUAGGUGUUAUAUCUCUCUUAUAUGUCUAUGUGGAAUAUUAGAGUAUCCUGAACCCUGCUGAUAGAGCUUCUAGCAGUGUGGAGGGGGUUUCUUUAUCAAACAUUAGCCAAUGGCAGGUAUGUGCCAAUUGUGAUGCAUAGUAAUAUGAUGCACAGUCAAAUAUAGCAAGUCCCAGGUGGUCAACAUUUACAAUGUGUCAAUCUGGCUAGAUUUAUUUGCAUAAAUGAAACUGGUAGUUAUGUGAACCCUUGCCUGACCAAAUCUUAGAGCACAAAAGAUGGUCUAAAGACAACAGCUCAAAUUCAACUAUAAACUAUUGAUAAAAUGAAUAAUUGUACUUUUCCUAUCAACUUCUUCAUCAAUUUACUAUAUUAUAUACAAUUAUAUAAAAUGAUUUUAAUCUUAAGCAAAGCCUAAUCUUGAGAAAAACAAAAGCAAAUAAAGAAAAUACUGUAAUCACAGAAACAGACUCAAGUGUGUAUGAUCCUUUAUGUGACAAUUGAAAAAUUAUUUACUGUAUUCUAAAAUCAAAACUAAUAAAUACUGUAUAAAACAA
Molecule: messenger RNA, 3475 nt
Organism: Xenopus laevis (African clawed frog)
Lineage: Eukaryota; Metazoa; Chordata; Amphibia; Anura; Pipidae
Gene: pigr.L
Product: polymeric immunoglobulin receptor L homeolog
Exons: 11
Coding region: 234-2015 (593 amino acids)
Source: RefSeq, a predicted model, not a curated record